Staurois parvus is the source of this 873-nucleotide messenger RNA. NCBI's taxonomy places the organism in Eukaryota, Metazoa, Chordata, Amphibia, Anura, Ranidae. The record is from the annotation of a GenBank genome assembly.
AUCUGCAGGUGCGCAGUGGACAAUCGAGUGACGCGGGUGGCCUGGCUGAACCGCAGCACCAUCUUAUACACCAGCAAUGACAAGUGGUCUAUAGACCCCCGUGUGGUUCUGGUAGCCAACACCAAGACCCAAUACAGCAUCAAGAUCCAAAAUGUGGACAUCUAUGAUGAGGGACCGUACACAUGCUCUGUCCAGACAGACAAUCACCCCAAAACCUCCCGCAUACACCUCAUUGUACAAGUUUCCCCAAAAAUCUUGAAUAUCUCUUCAGACAUUACAGUGAAUGAGGGCAGCACAGUGACUCUGCGAUGUUUGGCUACUGGCAGACCUGAACCUGCUGUGACGUGGAAGCACUAUCACGAGAAAUCUCGUGGAUUUGUCGGUGAUGAUGAGUAUCUGGAGAUUAUAGGGAUCACCAGGGAGCAGUCAGGACUAUAUGAAUGCAGCGCUGCCAAUGAGGUGUCCACACCUGAUGUCCGCAGAGUCAGAAUCACAGUCAACUACCCUCCAUACAUUUCUGAUGCCAGAAACACGGGAGCGUCUGUUGGACAAAAAGGCAUUUUGCGCUGCUCCGCCCUGGCCGUUCCACUGGCUGAAUUCCAGUGGUAUAAGGAAGACACUCGGUUAUCUAACAACCUAGGUGGAGUAAGGAUCGAUAACAAAGAUCACAUGUCCGUUCUGACCUUCUUCAAUGUAUCUGAAAAGGAUUAUGGGAAUUAUACUUGUGUGGCAUCAAAUAAGCUGGGCAACAGCAACGCCAGUGUCAUCUUAUAUGGACCGGGAGCUGUGCACAACACAAGCAGCUCUACCUCAGCUGCCUUGGCCAUCAUUUGCCUCUGGUUCUCCAUCCUCUACUCCCUCAGCAAGUUUUGA